Messenger RNA from Trifolium pratense (red clover), 818 nucleotides. RefSeq lists its product as uncharacterized. Lineage: Eukaryota; Viridiplantae; Streptophyta; Magnoliopsida; Fabales; Fabaceae. The coding region runs from base 243 to 587 and encodes 114 amino acids. The record is from RefSeq and is a predicted model, not a curated record. The transcript has 2 exons.
CUCUCAGGUUUCAAGCCAACCAACCCGAGUGGUUUAUUGUUAUUAUGUUAGUGUUGUUUGUAAUUGUUGUUAAGUGAGCAGUUACCAAUGCAGUGAGGUCAUUCUAUACGAAUGAAUACCUUGAUUAUGGCUUUGUUUAGCAAUGCCAAAAAUUUAGCUUAUAGGUUAUGAUGCACGGGUACUCCAUUUGAGGGAGAGUACCAGUACCGGGUUUUUCCAUCAUCCAAUCCACAACAAAUCGAAUGAAACCUGGUGAAAAAGAAGUGAACACAUACAUAAUAGAGUGCCAUCCCGCUUCUGCCAGUAACGGAAUGGCUAGGGGUUUGAUAUGGGCAACAGCAGAGGAUUUGCAAAGGAACAGGGGUCGAGUUUUGUCAUUAUAUCGUGAGAUACUGCGAAGCCUGAAUUCUCCUUCGUUGCCACUGACCUUCGCUGCAAGAAUUGCAAAGAAAACGAAGGUGCGUUCAAUGUUUUGGGUGGGUUCUGAUGAACGUUCUUUGCAUAACAUUGCUGACCUAAUUGAUGCUGCUGAAUACUCUCUAUCCUUUCUCAAAAAAGGUCAAUUUCCUCCUCGUCACAUCACAUGAACCACACCUUCCAUUUCACUCAUCACAAUUUGGUAUGAACUUCAUGCUUGCAAUCAUGAUACUAUUUGGUUGUUUAUAUGGAAGAAAUAGGCAUAAGAUAUGAUGAUUUGUAUUUUUACUAUUUUGUAUUGGCCAAUGUUCAAAAUUGACAAAGGAAAAGGAAUACCCAAUUUGGUAUUGAAAUUGUAGUAUUGUUAUUGUAUCAAUCUAAUCCCCACAUCAUCAAUAUUA